Messenger RNA from Neurospora tetraspora, 1047 nucleotides. RefSeq lists its product as uncharacterized. The transcript is spliced from 2 exons. Lineage: Eukaryota; Fungi; Ascomycota; Sordariomycetes; Sordariales; Sordariaceae. The record is from RefSeq and is a predicted model, not a curated record. Bases 1 to 1047 code for a protein of 348 amino acids.
AUGCAUCAACGCUCGUUCAAACCGACGACCAAACACCGCGCCACCAGCACCAAGACUGCCCUCUUGGGACUGUUGAUGGCAGCGCCGGGGGUCUGGGUCGAUGCAGCUCCUGGUGUCAGCCUCGACGCUGUGGUGGCCAACAAGCUGGAGGCCAAGAGCCACCACGGUGUUGGAGAUGUCGACAAACCUGUCAUCAUCGCGGCUAAGAAGCCGGAAGAUGACGACCCCUGGUUGAUGCCAGCCAACAAGUUCUACGACAACUACCUGGACAACUACUGGGCAAAUCGGAACCAAUCUUCUGUGCAUGGGCGGUCGUCGCUGGUGGGAAUGGCUCACAGAAAGAGGACUGUGCCGAAGUAUGAUUCUGCCCUCUACUGCGGCAUCUUCGCCACCGGCUACCGCGAAGACAUCUCCUCCCUCCUCUGGGACUUCCACACGCAAAAAAACAUCAUCCACUACAUCGUCGGCUGGCGCGAGUGUCGCCGCGUCGCCUGCAAGAACACGUCCGGCAUCUACAUCUGCAACGACACGACACAAACCGUCCGCGUCACGGGCGAGCGCAUUUAUUCCUUAGGCAAAAUCCCCAGCGACAAUUGCUGCCACCAGGGCCCGCCCGAGAACCCGACCAAGAAAGCCGGUCAUGGCAUGAGUGGCCAGAAGUUCACUGGCACGGGGUUCAAUGUGAUUGUGGCGUAUGCGAAUUGUAAUAAGGGCGAGAUGGAGUAUAGACCGCAGAUGGGCCCGGAGGAUAAUCCGUGGGGACCGAAUUUGCAGUGUUUUACGGAGUUUUAUGGGUUGAGUCCUAGCCCGACGAAUGGGGAUGUGGUGACGAAGAGGAAGAGGGACGGUGUGGUGGAGGAGAGGGAGUGGGAGUUGGUGGAUGAUGGGACCGGGGUUAUGGAUUUGAAGGAGAAGGAGGUGAAGGGGGUGGUAGAGGAGAGGGAGGUUGAGGAGAAUGAAGUUGGUGGGGAUGUGGAUGUGCUGAAGCUGGAGGAGUGGGAGAUGAGUAAGAGGGAUGAGAGGGCAGUGAAGAGGUUUGAAGCUUGA